AUGCAAGGUUACAUGAAGGCCAAGGCAGUCUGGUCAGGCCAGGAUGCCAGGGGCAUGGGAAACUUUGAUCAGGCAGUCUUGGAGAUCAACCCAAAUAAUCCCAUUGUGCAAGACUUGGAUCGAAUGGUCAAGUUCGACAAUGAGUCCAAUGAACUGGAGAACUCAGGGUUACUCAUGUACGGCGUGGCCAGUAUGACGUCCAGUUUCAAUGUUGGGGAUGUCAAGGGAUUCACCCAGGGUGUCAUGUCAUUGAUGAACGAUCAACAAAACGAGGAUUCAUCCACACCAAAAGAUGCAGAAGUGAUUCUCAUUCCAGAGAUCAUCCCCGAGGUACCAGUGUAG
Molecule: messenger RNA, 342 nt
Organism: Seminavis robusta
Lineage: Eukaryota; Bacillariophyta; Bacillariophyceae; Naviculales; Naviculaceae
Source: the annotation of a GenBank genome assembly